AUGAGUGGGCCACUCAAGUACGAUCACCAUGUCGGCGAGAACAGGCACGAAGUCCACCGGGACGAUGCGUCGGCAGAGGUCGGAGUCAUCAAAAACCAAGAGACCUACGCCUACUCCGAGUCGCGCAAGAUUGGUGUCACGGGCGCCGUCUUCUUGAUCCUCAACAAGAUGAUCGGAACGGGAAUCUUCUCGACGCCCUCCGGCAUCUUCCAAUCCACCGGUUCGGUCGGCGUGAGCCUGAUGCUCUGGGUCAUCGGCGGCAUUCUCACUUUCUGCGGCAUGUCAGUCUUCCUCGAAUUCGGCCUCGCGAUCCCCCGGUCCGGAGGUGAGAAGAACUACCUCGAGCGCGCAUACAAGCACCCGAAAUACCUCGCGACCUGCGUUCUGGCAUCCCAGAUGAUCCUCCUCGGCUUCUCGUCCGGAAACUCUCUCGCUUUCGGCCGGUACGUUCUCUUCGCGUCGGGCUCGACGUCUCCGGACGGUUGGGUCGCUCGCGGCAUCGGUAUCGCCGGUGCCACUUUCGCUGUCGGCAUCCACGCCGUCACGCCGAAGUGGGGUAUCCGGCUGUUCAACGUGCUGGGCGUUUUCAAGGUGGUCGUCCUGCUGUUCAUCGUAUUCUCCGGUUUCGCUGCUCUCGCCGGCCGUCGUCGGGUCCCUGAUCCGCACAACUUCGACAACGCAUUUCGGAUCGAGGAGGGCGAGGGGUAUGGGAAUGGCGGCGUCUAUGGAUACGCAACUGCGCUGCUCCGUAUCAUCUACAGUUACAAAGGCUGGGAGAACGCCAACUACGUCGUCGGCGAACUGAAGGAGCCGAGGAAGACCCUCGCCAUUGCUGCUCCCUUGGCCAUUGGCGGUGUCACUAUCCUCUACGUCCUGGCAAAUGUUGCUUAUUUUGCCGCCAUUCCCAAGACCGAACUCGCAACCUCCGAAGUUAUCGUUGCCGGCGUCUUCUUCCGCAACGUCUUCGGCAACAGUGCCGGCGCUCGUGCACUCCCUGCCUUCGUGGCCAUCAGCAACUUGGGCAACGUGCUCGCCGUCAGUUUCGCCCAUGCCCGUCUGAACCAGGAGUUUGCAAAGGAAGGUUUAUUGCCUUUCAGUCGUUUCUGGGCCUCCAACAAACCUUUCAACGCGCCUGCUGCCGCACUUUUCCUCCACUGGGCCGUGACUAUUAUAGUUUUGACCGCGCCCCCGGCUGGUAGUGCUUACAACUUCAUAACUGACCUCUACACAUAUCCUGGUGCCUGGAUCAACGCCUUCGUCGGAAUCGGUCUCCUCUACCUUCAAUGGAACAAGCAGGAAAACUGGACCUCGCCGUGGCACACGUAUUUCCCCAUCACCAUUCUCUACGUCCUGGCCAACGUGUUCCUAUGCAUCGUGCCCUUUAUCCCACCAACUGGAUCCUGGACAGCGGAAGGCUACCCGUACUACGUCUUCCCCAUCGUGGGAGUCGGUGUGCUACUUCUCGGUGCCUUCUACUGGGUGUGUUGGACCAAAAUCUGGCCAGCAUUUGGUGGGUAUAAAAUCGUGGCUGAAAGGACGUAUGACGAUGAAGGACAUGAAGUCAUUCGUUACCGCAAAGUCAGCACCAAGGGCCUGUCUGGACCAGUCGACUAG
Molecule: messenger RNA, 1614 nt
Organism: Colletotrichum karsti
Lineage: Eukaryota; Fungi; Ascomycota; Sordariomycetes; Glomerellales; Glomerellaceae
Product: high-affinity methionine permease
Exons: 6
Coding region: 1-1614 (537 amino acids)
Biological process (GO): amino acid transmembrane transport
Cellular component (GO): membrane
Molecular function (GO): L-amino acid transmembrane transporter activity
Source: RefSeq, a predicted model, not a curated record